UGGGACCGCCACCCGCUUCUACAGUAUGUUAUUCAGGUCAACCCGCGUAAGGGAGGCGGAAACCACUGAGGAAACCAACAGCCUUCCGAAAUGGGCGACUCUUUCCAUGCACUAUCUCAACUCUCCCUUCAAUUGGCGCAGGACUUGGCGAACCAGACAAGAGCUGUCGAGCUGACUCGGUCACUUCUGAAAGGCGUUGAGUUCGGCCUGGGUCGCACCGACAGUAAACACAUCCGAGCUUAUUUGUUCCUGCUCCUUAAAGACCCUUGCGCGACACCUCAGCUAUGGGCGUCGACCUCGGAAGAAUCGGACGACUCAGCUCUGCAAAAGGAGUUUCAGACCGCUCUCGAGCAUGCCGAUAUUACCGAGAACGCCAAACCAUUUGCUGUGUCCCUGGCGUCGGGGGAAACCGUGCUGGUUUGCCGGUACUCUACAGUAUACGAACCGACCUAUUUACUCCUUCGCGGGGCCUCGCUGGAAGCACUCAAUAGCGCUGUCUGUGCUCUGCUUGGUGGUCUCACUGGGUUCAUCCUGUCCUACGUCCGGUCUGCCGAAAUAGAACAUACCCGCAACAUCUUGCGCGCACAUGUGAUGCCGAAAAUCAACAUUGGCGUCGUGACAUUCAAUACGGACGAAGCCGCAGCUGCCUACAACGAAGGAGCGCGAGACCUGCUAGGGAACGCUGAGCGUUCGGAGAUGCUUGGUCGAUUGCAGUGUCUGGGAGAUUCUGGGAUGGAGGAUCCCGUGCAAUACGCCUUGGAUCAUCGAUCAUUCCGAGGGGAAGCUACGGUCCAAAGCAUAGCCGGCAACAGAAACGUCACGGUGACUGUUCUCCCAUUGGCGAACAUGCGAGGACAAGACAUGGGAAGUGCUAUGGUAUUGCAAGAUACGAGCGAUCCGGAUCGCAAAAUAGAGCGUCUGCGAAUCGUGCUGGAGGGGUGCCAAUCUGCAAUGAUAGGAAUGGACUACGACCGACGAAUCACCGAAUGGAACGAUAGUGCUCGGCAGGUUUUUGGCUUUGAACGCAAGGAGGUGGUGGGGAAAAGCAUUGAUCAGGAUGAGGAAUUGUCGAAGCUGCGGUUCUUGCUGCCGCAUAUCGAGAGCAUGAGCAAAUGUCGGAGUCGAGAAGCCUUUUCGACCGUGGGCAUGCGGAAGAACGGGGAGACGUUUCCGUGUGAAGGGUGCAUCAGCACCGUCUCCUUCGCCGAAGAACAAUUCUUGAUCUUGUCCGUCACCGACGUUUCCGAGCGGGUCGCAGCUGAGGAGAGGAUACACCGCCAAAACUCCACUUUGCAAGGCAUUUUUGAAGGCAGUCCUGAUGGGUUCGCCGCCAUAGAUGGUAACGGGCUACUGUCCCUCGCAAACCCAGUGUUCGCUAAAAUUUUUCACUUGGGAGAGGACUUGGACGCCGCUGUCGGCAAAAACUGGGCCAAGAUGUGCACGCCAGAGAUGCUGGAACAUACGCGGACGGUGCAGGCGCAGCCUCUGGAUCGGGGCGCUCGAAGCCCCUGUGUUCAGUUCCUUCAAACAUGUCCAUCGGAGAAUAAAAUGUACUUGAUCACGCUAGGGAAAAUCCUCUCGAGCAAGGACACCCAAUGGGGCAUUUUCGUCAUGAUCCGUGAUGUGACCGAACAAAAGCGGUCAGAAGCAGAGUCCGAGGCGGAAGUGCGGGAGAGGACAAAGCAAGCCAGGGACUCUGAGGCUUUUCUGCGCUCCGUAACAGACGCAUCCCCAUCAAGCAUCUACGUCAAGGAUUUGGUGGGGAAAUACGUUCUCGCCAACACUGCAUUUGCGCAGUCUGCCAAUCGCUCCAAGGCGGAUAUAAUAAAUCAUUACGAUUAUGAGGUGUUCCCCGAUUAUGUCGAGAAGAUCCGACCCAUGGAUGAAGAAAUCAUCAGAACCAAGGUUGCAUUUUCCGCAGAGUUCGUGUCGCGGGCGGAAACAUUUCAUCUCGCCAAGUUUCCGCUAUUCAACGAGCAAGGCGAACUGUAUUCGAUUGGGUGUAUUUCGACCGACAUUACGAGAUUGAAAGAAGCAGAACGGGCGCGAGUGGCGCAAGAGCGACGAUUCCGUAUCUUGAUGGAGUUAUCCCCCAUCGGUAUGGCGUUACAUGGGCCACAGGGGAACACGAUGAAAGUGAACCAGGCGUAUCUUGCCACCUGGGGCGUGCAACUCCCCACCAUCGCAGAAAUGGUCAAGGCUGCUAUUGAAUCGUCAGCCAAGUCAGGAAUGCCCCCGGAGUUGGACAAGGCGAUGCGGGGCGAAUCCCUGAAAAUUGCAGCCAAAAGAUACCAGGCCAACGGGGGUCAUGAACGCUAUCUGGAGCUCUAUAUUUACCCCAUCAAGGAUGAAGAUAACCAGCUCACGGAAAUAAUUUCGAUAACUGUUGAUGUCACGGAUUUGAAGAUGGCCGAGAAUGACCGGGUUCAGUCUGAAGCUCGGGCGGAAGCCAGCAAACAAGCUUCUAUUGCCCGCACCCAGUUUCUUGCGUCUGUCAGCCACGAGCUGCGAACACCGCUGAACGGGAUCAUAGGAAUGGCCGACUUUCUCUCAGAGGCUCACCUAACUGCCGAGCAAACCGAGUUUGCCACAAGCAUCUAUACGUCCGCCAAAGGCCUGCUACACAUCAUCAACGACAUCUUGGAUUUCUCAAAAAUGGAUGCUGGCAAGAUGGAGCUCAGCCUUGCUCCCUUCGACUUGCAACAGGCAAUACAGGGAGUUGUGCAAACGGUGCAGCCGAUGGCUCAUAAGAAGAGGCUGGAGCUAGAUGUGUUCUUGCAUCCCGACUUGCCGCAGGCGGUGAUAGGAGAUGCGCCGAGGCUGGGGCAGAUAAUUCUGAAUCUUCUCGGGAACGCCAUCAAAUUUAGUGACAGCGGCACCGUUACCGUGCGUGCUGUUCCCGCACCAUCGGAGUACGAGUCCGUGUCAAAUAAAGAUGUCAUACCGUCAAACGGGAUUCUUCAUUUGGCUAAGCAGAAUGGGUUGACAACCAGCCACAGUGGGCCGUGGAUGUUGCUGGAGGUUAUCGACACUGGUGUAGGCAUUCCGGAGAGUGCGCAUCAGCGGAUAUUCCAGCCCUUCUCGCAAGUCGAUGCCAGCAUUUCAAGAAAGCACGGUGGAACGGGCCUCGGAUUAAACAUCUGCAAACUACUGGUAGAACAAAUGGGCGGACACAUUGGGUUCCGCUCCGUCGCUAAGAAGGGCACUACGUUCUUCUUCACCUUGCCGCUCGAAGUGUGCAAUGAAAAGCUGGCCAAGCCCACCAUCAACCCCGCGAAAUUCGUCUUCCCCGUCGACGCCUUUGCGGGCCGCAAGUACCGCGUGCUGGUAGCGGAGGACAAUCCGACGAACCAGAAAGUCAUCACGCGAUACCUUCAGCGGCUCCAGCUGGAUGUCGAAUUGGUGGAUAAUGGGAAGCUGGCGGUGGAAGCUGUGCAGUCCGGGCGGAAGAUCGAUAUCUGUCUGAUGGACAUUCAGAUGCCGGUUAUGGACGGUCUCGACGCGACAGCACGCAUCCGGGCCCUCCCGAGCCCAUACAAUUCUCUGCCGAUCAUAGCUUUGACAGCAAACGCCGUUCAAGGGGACCGCGAGAUGUGUCUAAACGCUGGAAUGGACGACUAUGUUUCGAAACCCAUCGAGCCCAGACAUCUCGUCCGUGUGCUGCAAGGAUGGCUUACAGCGGGGAGAUGAUUCAUGUCUAUGCUUUGCUUGCCGUCUCGCAUGACUUCCUUUUUGGUAGUAGAUAGUGGAGAUACCAGGACGUAUAGUUUAGAAUCUCAAGGACAGUUUACAUGCGCUUUUGGAAUAGAUUUGGAGGUUUUUUUUGGGGGCGGGGAACUCCACAUGUCGUAGGUCUCUCGCAAAUGACCUUCGCAUCUGACGAUGGACUCGAUUUUGCUUAUAGAGAGUCCAUCGGUCUCCAUCGUUGUCGGGAAUCGCGCUGUCGAUCUCAGUACGUAAUGCUUACAGCCCCGUCAAUCAGGGCCCAUACGUAUAACACGACG
This is a messenger RNA of Fimicolochytrium jonesii, 4004 nucleotides long. RefSeq lists its product as uncharacterized. Gene Ontology annotation, biological process: phosphorylation; phosphorelay signal transduction system. The record is from RefSeq and is a predicted model, not a curated record. NCBI's taxonomy places the organism in Eukaryota, Fungi, Chytridiomycota, Chytridiomycetes, Spizellomycetales, Powellomycetaceae. Bases 91 to 3690 code for a protein of 1199 amino acids. Gene Ontology annotation, molecular function: phosphorelay sensor kinase activity. The transcript is spliced from 5 exons.